GGGCGAUGGAAAUACAUCGUUUUUGCGUGCUGCCAGAGCUGGAAACUUGGAAAGAGUACUCGAACACUUAAAAAAUAAUAUUGACAUAAACACUAGCAAUGCAAAUGGCUUGAAUGCAUUGCAUUUGGCUUCCAAAGAUGGUCACAUACAUGUUGUAUCAGAACUUUUGCGUCGUGGUGCAAUUGUUGACAGUGCCACAAAAAAAGGUAACACAGCAUUGCAUAUUGCAUCGCUCGCUGGACAGGAGGAGGUGGUGAAACUAUUAUUAGAACACCAUGCAUCAGUAAAUGUUCAAUCACAAAAUGGAUUUACGCCACUAUACAUGGCCGCUCAAGAGAAUCACGAUUCAGUAGUUAAAUUGCUUUUAUCCAAUGGUGCUAAUCAAAGUUUAGCAACAGAGGAUGGCUUUACACCAUUGGCUGUAGCAAUGCAGCAAGGACAUGAUAAAGUCGUUGCUGUAUUAUUAGAGAGUGAUACACGUGGUAAAGUACGUCUGCCAGCUCUGCACAUAGCAGCAAAAAAGGAUGAUGUAAAAGCUGCGACUCUAUUAUUAGAUAAUGAUCACAAUCCCGACGUUACUUCCAAAUCUGGCUUUACACCAUUGCAUAUUGCCUCACAUUAUGGCAAUCAAAAUAUAGCUAAUUUAUUAAUACAAAAAGGUGCAGAUGUUAAUUAUUCGGCUAAACAUAAUAUCAGUCCAUUGCAUGUCGCUGCGAAAUGGGGCAAGACUAACAUGGUUUCACUUUUAUUGGAAAAGGGUGCGAACAUAGAGGCAAAAACUCGUGAUGGUUUGACACCACUGCAUUGUGCUGCACGUUCUGGACACGAACAAGUUGUUGAUAUGCUACUCGAACGUGGUGCGCCAAUAAGUGCUAAAACUAAGAACGGUUUGGCACCAUUGCACAUGGCAGCACAAGGCGAGCAUGUAGAUGCCGCACGUAUUUUACUCUAUCAUCGUGCUCCUGUCGAUGAAGUGACUGUGGAUUAUUUAACAGCAUUGCACGUUGCUGCACAUUGUGGUCAUGUGCGCGUCGCUAAAUUACUUUUAGAUCGAAAUGCUGAUGCAAAUGCACGUGCUUUAAAUGGGUUUACACCAUUGCAUAUUGCCUGUAAGAAGAAUCGCAUUAAAGUUGUUGAAUUGUUAUUGCGACACGGUGCUAGUAUAAGUGCAACUACUGAAAGUGGUUUAACGCCUUUACACGUUGCAGCAUUUAUGGGCUGCAUGAAUAUUGUCAUAUAUUUACUACAACAUGAUGCUAGUCCUGAUGUACCCACAGUACGUGGUGAAACACCAUUGCAUUUGGCUGCCAGAGCCAAUCAGACUGAUAUUAUACGCAUUUUAUUGCGCAACGGUGCACAGGUUGAUGCACGAGCACGUGAACAGCAAACGCCAUUGCAUAUUGCAUCACGUUUAGGUAAUGUUGACAUUGUUAUGCUUUUGCUACAACAUGGUGCUCAAGUUGAUGCAACUACCAAGGAUAUGUAUACAGCUUUGCAUAUUGCUGCCAAGGAGGGACAGGAUGAGGUUGCUGCUGUGUUGAUUGAGAAUGGUGCAGCAUUAGACGCUGCCACCAAAAAAGGUUUUACACCUCUACAUCUAACAGCGAAAUAUGGUAAUAUUAAAGUUGCACAACUCCUGUUGCAAAAGGAGGCAGAUGUUGAUGCACAAGGCAAAAACGGUGUAACACCACUUCAUGUUGCUUGUCAUUAUAAUAAUCAAAAUGUAGCAUUACUCUUACUCGAAAAAGGUGCUAGUCCACAUGCUACAGCUAAAAAUGGUCAUACACCAUUACAUAUUGCAGCACGUAAGAAUCAAAUGGAUAUUGCAUCAACUUUACUGGAAUAUGGAGCUCAAGCAAAUGCGGAAAGCAAAGCCGGUUUUACACCACUUCACUUAAGUUGCCAGGAGGGUCACACUGAUAUUUCUAAUUUACUUAUCGAACAUAGAGCUGGUGUAAAUCAUCCAGCUAAGAAUGGUUUGACACCAAUGCAUUUAUGUGCUCAAGAGGAUAAUGUAAAUGUUGCUGAAAUUUUGCAACGUAAUGGCGCCAAUAUUGAUAUGGCCACUAAGGCUGGUUACACACCAUUGCAUGUAGCUUCCCAUUUCGGACAAGCAAAUAUGGUACGAUUUCUCUUACAACAUGGUGCCAAUGUCGACGCAUCUACAUCAAUUGGCUAUACACCAUUACAUCAGACUGCACAACAAGGACAUUGUCAUAUUGUCAAUUUGUUAUUAGAACAUAAGGCUAAUGCAAAUGCUCAGACUGUCAAUGGACAAACACCCUUACAUAUAGCACGAAAAUUGGGUUAUAUAAGUGUUUUGGAUUCAUUGAAAUCAAUAACAAAUGAAGAGGAUGCUUCAGCACAAAUGGAUGAAAAAUAUCGUGUUGUCGCUCCUGAGGCUAUGCAUGAGUCUUUUAUGUCAGAUUCAGAAGAAGAAGGAGGUGACACAAACGUUUGGGAUCCAUGUUAUGGCAUUAAAGGUGACCGCCAGAAUAAAGCUGAUACCCACAUUUAUCUUCCGUAUUACCAGGGCGAAAAACUAUUUAUGUCUAGUAAGUCUCAAAAUUUGGGUUUUUCUGUUUGA
Molecule: messenger RNA, 2587 nt
Organism: Teleopsis dalmanni
Lineage: Eukaryota; Metazoa; Arthropoda; Insecta; Diptera; Diopsidae
Product: ankyrin-3-like
Exons: 7
Coding region: 323-2587 (754 amino acids)
Molecular function (GO): protein binding
Source: RefSeq, a predicted model, not a curated record